This is a messenger RNA of Coffea arabica (coffee), 3446 nucleotides long. The record is from RefSeq and is a predicted model, not a curated record. Lineage: Eukaryota; Viridiplantae; Streptophyta; Magnoliopsida; Gentianales; Rubiaceae.
GAGGUUCAGUCGCCCAGGUGCUUCAAAAAUCCGGCACCCGCUCUCUCCUCUUCUCCUUUCCCACCUUCUCCGGCCUCUUUUGAUUCCAUGAAGCUUGAUUUCUAUCAAGAAAGCUAGAGCCGCCCAUAAAGGCAUGCCCGUCAAGGCCUUUGCUUCAAAGCGGCUUGGCUUCAACCUCACUUCAAUCCCUCGUAAGUCUUCUCCCCAUUUCUUGAUUCAUUGCCCCUUUUCAGCUCUCCCAAACCCACUUUCUGAAACUGAAGGAUCCCACGAAAAAGAUGAUCUUUCCAUUGAUUCCCCCAAUGCUUGCAAAGUUUUUAAUCCACCCCAGAAAGUUACAGGUGAAUUUAGAGUUGAUCAGCCCCCAAUUUCUCAUAAGCUGUUUAAAUAUGCUCAGAAAUCGGGUUCUUAUAAAAGGGGUGAUUCCACAUUCUAUUCGCUUAUUGAGAACUAUGCUAAAAAUGGGGACUUUAAGUCUUUGGAAAUGGUUUUUGGUAGAAUGAAAAGUGAAAGGAGAGCUUUUGUAGAGAAGAAUUUUAUAGUAGUUUUUAGGGCUUAUGGAAACGCCCAUUUGCCGGAAAAGGCGCUAGAGUUGUUUGCUAGAAUGGUGGAUGAGUUUCACUGUAAAAGAACUGUAAAGUCUUUUAAUUCUGUUCUCAAUGUAAUAAUUCAAGAGGGUUUAUAUUAUCGUGCAUUGGAUUUUCAUUCUUAUGUUAUUAAUAAGAAGGGUAUUAGGCCGAAUGUUUUGACUUUUAAUUUAGUUAUUAAAGCAAUGUGUAAGGCAGGGUUGGUCGAUAGAGGAGUGGAGACAUUUAGGGAAAUGCCAUCUUGGAAAUGUGAACCGGAUGUUUUUACUUAUUGUACUUUGAUGGAUGGGUUGUGCAAGGAAGAUAGGAUUGAUGAGUCGGUGGCAUUGUUGGAUGAGAUGCAAAUAGAGGGUUGUUUUCCGAAUCCAGCAACAUUUAAUGUGUUGAUCAAUGGGCUUUGUAAAAAAGGCGACUUGGCUCGAGCAGCAAAGCUUGUGGAAAAUAUGUUUCUUAAAGGUUGUAUUCCAAAUGAAGUUACUUAUAAUACUCUUAUACAUGGUUUAUGCCUUCAAGGGAAAUUGGAUAAGGCAAUUAGUUUGUUGGGUAGGAUGGUAGCAAAUAAAUAUGUUCCCAAUGAUGUUACAUAUGGGACUAUUAUCAAUGGCCUUGUUAAGAAAGGAAGAGCUGUUGAUGGUGCAGACGUCUUGAUGGCCAUGGAGGAAAGGGGGCAGCAGGGAAAUGAUUACAUUUACUCAACACUUAUUUGUGGGUUGUUCAAGGAGGGGAAAUCUGUAGAGGCACUGAAUAUGUGGAAGCAAAUGAUGGAAAAAGGAUGGAAACCGAAUACAGUUGUUUAUAGUGUUCUUAUAGAUGGUUUAUGUAAGGAAGGAAAACCUUUUGAAGCUAAGGAAGUUCUUUCUCAGAUGGUUAAUAUAGGUUGUGAACCAAAUGCAUAUACCUAUAGCUCCUUGAUGAAGGGAUUUUUCAAAAAUGGCAAAAGUGAUAUGGCAAUUCUAGUAUGGAAAGAAAUGAGAGAGAGAAAUUGCCCCUAUAAUGGAGUUUGCUACAGCGUACUUAUUCAUGGACUCUGUGAGGAUGGGAAGCUGAAGGAGGCAAUGAUGGUGUGGGGGCAGAUGUUGGGUAAAGGAUACAACCCUGAUGUGGUCGCUUAUACCUCAAUUAUAUAUGGCCUGUGCAACAAUGGUUCAGUAGAGCAGGGCUUGAAACUUUUUAACGAGAUGCUUUGUAAGCAUUCUGAUUCUCAACCUGACAUAAUCACUUAUAACAUACUUCUUACUGCUUUGUGCAAGCAAGAUAGGAUUACCCGUGCCAUUGAUCUCCUGAAUAAUAUGUUAGAUAGAGGAUGUGAUCCUGACACUGUGACAUGUAACAUUAUUUUGACAAUUGUAAAGGAGAAAAUAAAUCCAUCUCAGGAUGUGACAGAAUUUUUGGAUGAGCUAGUUUUACGGCUGUACAAGCGACAAAGAAUUUCUGGAGCAUCCAAAGUCAUUGAAGUGAUGCUUCAAAAGUAUCUUCAUCCCAAAGCACGCAAUUGGGAACUUAUUAUUCAAGAGUUGUGCAAGCCAAAGAAGAUUCAUGCAGCCAUCAACAAGUGUUGGAAUCACUUGUUUGGCUGAUCUGACUGGGGUUAUUCAGUUGGCCAAUGGUCUAAAGCUUCUGGGCUGUGUGAGAGACUUUUGUGAAAACACUCUCCUGUGUUUCAGAGUAUGCCAUAUGCUUCCAAGCUGAAGAUUAUGGAGAUAAGAGGUUGCUCAAGAGAAAUUUGCAGGCCUUGUAUUUUCCUGGUGAAGGAACAUAUCCCUAUUGUAAAGCAGGUGCAUUUGCAGCUUUUUACUCCAGAUCUCCAGCUACCUAUGUAGACAGAAUUAAAAAAUUGACUCUGUUGUCAAAUACAGCUACAGUUAUCAUUUUGCAAAAGAAAACCUUUUCAGAUUCCUGAUUUGAGCUUGGUUUUGGCUGGGAUUAUGGCUAGUACUAAAAGCCAUACAGAAGGAGGAAAGGACUUAUAAGAUGCAACCAAAAUCCAGUGAAGAAUAAAUUCUUUGUGGAUGAUCGAAGAAUCCCUGCUGAAAAAGUGCAUAAUUUCUACUGGCAUGAGGGUGGAGAUGAGGCAUGCAACGGUUCUCCUCGAUUUUUUGAAGGUAUUAGAACAUCCGAAGGAAAGGAAAGGACUUAUAAGAUGCAACCAAAAUCCAGUGAAGAAUAAAUUCUUUGUGGAUGAUCGAAGAAUCCCUGCUGAAAAAGUGCAUAAUUUCUACUGGCAUGAGGAUGGAGAUGAGGCAUGCAACGGUUCUUAUUGAUUUUUUGAAGGUAUUAGAACAUCAGAAAUCGCCUAUAUUGGUAAUAAUUGUAUUGCUCCCUCUAACAAAUUGAGUACGACCACCCACCCCGGCAUUAUGAACCGAAGAAGAAGAGGGAAAAUUAAAUAAGAGGACGAGCUUGUUAGUCACUGUUUGAAAUAUUAUGUACUUCCUAGUUCAGUAGCGCUCGGGAUCCUGAAGGAUGCUUUUAUGGUGGGCACAGAGUUACUGUCCCUUUGAGGGCAUUAACAAGUAAAAGCAUAUUUCUUAUUCUUCGGAGCAACUGUAGCAUAUCUCAUAAUGGGAAACCGAAGAUAAAAGGGCCAGAGAUGUGUAUCAUACGGAGGAUGCUGAUUGUUUGGUAUACUAUUGCAGAGAACAAGGCCUCUUGAAUUUGCCUAAUACAUCCUUGAAAUGCCUUUUUAGUUAAUUUCGUCAACCUCAUUGCAACAUUGCUGUGGUGCAACCAAGAAGUUCAGGCAAAUCUUAGUGAAGUUUCUUUGUAUUGAUUUUGGCAGAUGUACAUUUUCUAAAAGCGAACUUUGUAUUAGAAUAUUUAGGGAGAAAAAUACAGUUUUGGUACCUAAAUUUUGACGCA